Molecule: messenger RNA, 1045 nt
Organism: Epinephelus fuscoguttatus (brown-marbled grouper)
Lineage: Eukaryota; Metazoa; Chordata; Actinopteri; Perciformes; Serranidae
Product: hydroxyacyl-coenzyme A dehydrogenase, mitochondrial-like
Exons: 8
Coding region: 1-930 (309 amino acids)
Biological process (GO): fatty acid beta-oxidation
Cellular component (GO): mitochondrion
Molecular function (GO): NAD+ binding; (3S)-3-hydroxyacyl-CoA dehydrogenase (NAD+) activity
Source: RefSeq, a predicted model, not a curated record
AUGGCUUUCUCCAUUCACCAGAUCUGCAGAGGUUUUUCCUCUUCAGCUGUCAGAAAUGCUGUUAUUAAGCAUGUAACAGUCAUCGGAAGUGGGCAGAUGGGUGCAGGAAUUGCACAGGCUGCAGCAUCAACUGGCCACUCAGUGGCGCUGGUGGACAUAAAUGACGACAUCCUCAAAAAGGCUAUCAAAGGAAUUGAAGGGAAACUUAAAAGAGUGGUGAAGAAGAAGUUUGCUGAUCAGCCAGAGGCAGGUGAGGAGUUUAUUCAGAAAGUCCUGCAGAAUGUGUCAACAUCAACAGAUGCCGAGUCUGUAGUUCAGGACACGGAUAUUGUGGUGGAGGCCAUUGUGGAAAAUCUAAAAAUCAAACAGGAUCUCUUUGGUCGGCUUGACAAGCUGGCACCAGCACACACUAUCUUUGCCAGCAACACAUCUGGCAUUCGCAUUACUGACAUUGCCAGCUCCACCAGCAGGCUGGAUAGAUUCGCCGGCCUUCACUUUUUCCAUCCGGUCACUACAAUGAAGCUUGUAGAGAUCAUCGCGACCUCAGAAACAAGCCAAGAGACUUUAGAUUCCAUUCGAAACUUCAGCAAAAUUCUCGGGAAAACACCAGUGUCCUGCAAGGAUGAACCUGGAUUCAUUGCAAACCGCCUAAUUCUUCCCCUCUGGUUAGAGUCCGUGCGGCUGGUUGAGAGAGGUCAUGGAUCCAUAGAGGACAUUGAUACAGUCAUGAAACUUGGUUUUGGUCAUCCCAUGGGACCCUUUGAGCUCAUGGAUUACGUAGGAACUGACACCUUAAAGUCCAUCAUGGACGGUCUUCAUGCUGCGAAUCCUGACCUCUCAGUCUUUAACCCGUGUGAACUGCUCAACAAGACGGUUGCAGAGGGCAAAUUGGGCAGAAAGACAGGAGAAGGAUUCUACAAGUACAAGUAAUGUUCUCAGAAAACAAGCCAUCCAAGACUGAUAAGAAACAGUGCUUGUGCCUUCUAUAAUUCCUAACUCACUUUAACUUGUACUUCUAUUUCUAUACUAGCUGAUAUUAUUUGAU